Molecule: messenger RNA, 949 nt
Organism: Musa acuminata AAA Group (dessert banana)
Lineage: Eukaryota; Viridiplantae; Streptophyta; Magnoliopsida; Zingiberales; Musaceae
Product: transcription factor MYB54-like
Exons: 3
Coding region: 49-759 (236 amino acids)
Biological process (GO): regulation of DNA-templated transcription
Cellular component (GO): nucleus
Molecular function (GO): DNA-binding transcription factor activity, RNA polymerase II-specific; RNA polymerase II cis-regulatory region sequence-specific DNA binding
Source: RefSeq, a predicted model, not a curated record
UGUAACUAUCCGUAACUCUCUAACUAGAAACUCUCCAUCGCAUUUUAUAUGUCACCCCACUAUCUCCACCUCUGCGAUCUUCUUUUCCACCGAAGGCAUACUGAUUGUCGAGAGAUGUGCACCAAAGGUCACUGGAGGCCUGCAGAGGACGCGAAGCUCACGGAAUUGGUUGCCAAAUAUGGCCCUCAUAACUGGAACGCCAUCGCCGAGAUGCUUCAGGGUAGAUCAGGAAAGAGCUGUAGGUUGAGAUGGUACAAUCAACUGGAUCCAAGGAUCAACAAGAAUCCUUUCACGGAGGAGGAAGACCAGCUGCUGCUCGCCGCUCACCAGAUCUAUGGAAACAGGUGGGCUAUCAUCGCACGCCUAUUCCCCGGACGCACCGAUAACGCCGUGAAGAACCAUUGGCAUGUGAUCAUGGCACGGAAGCACAAAGAACGGUCUCAGCUUCAUGGUAACUUCGUCGACGAGGAGCAGUCUCAGAGAUGCAAGAAAAGAAAGCUUGAGCCGAGAAAUAUGGUUUCCAUGAUCGAGGAGUCUGAUAGAACAUCUGUCACGGUUCAUCACUCUCAGCAUGAGGAUUCUCACCUUGACAUGCAUGAAGAUAGAGAUAACUCGAUGGAGUUCUAUGACUUCCUCCAAGUAAACAGUGACUCUGACAGCACUCAGGAGCAUUUGGGAAGAAAGAGAGAAGAAGAUGGGAAGGAGAAGAAGGGAACUCAUGUCAGGUUCAUUGAUUUCAUGGCUGUUGGAAGCAUAUAAUUAUCCUUAUAGGAAAAGAAUUAACAUCUUCACAAUCUGUUUAAUUUGUGUGCUGCGCAUAAACCCUAACAUAUAAUUGAAUCAUGACAACUGACAUGUACAUGGCUUGCAAGCUCUCCGAAUGAAAGCAUUCCUCAAGAGCAUGCAUCUAUGGAUUUGUAGGAACAUUGAUGAGUGGACAACUGUAAUA